CUAUACUUCUUCCUUGGUUUGAUGUGUUUCGUGAGAUCAGACACAGAUGAUACAUGCCCUUCAUUCACCAAGCUGAGCUUCCACAGUGCUGUGGUUGGCACAGGAUUAAACGUGAAGUUAAUGCUCUACACGAAGAAAAACCUGAGCUGUGCACAACUCAUCAAUUCCACAGCAUUUGGGAACUUGAACGUGACCAAGAAAACUACCUUCAUUGUCCAUGGAUUCAGGCUAACAGGCUCUCCUCCAGUCUGGAUGGAGGACUUAGUACAGGGUUUGCUCCUUGUAGAAGACAUGAACGUGGUGGUUGUUGAUUGGAAUCGAGGAGCUACAACAGUCAUAUACUCGCAUGCCUCUAGUAGGACCAGAACAGUAGCUGUCAUCUUGAAGGACUUCAUUGACAAGUUGUUGGCUGAAGGAGGUUCUCUUGACAACAUUUAUAUGAUUGGAGUAAGUCUGGGAGCCCACAUAUCUGGAUUUGUUGGAGAGAUGUAUGGCGGGCAGCUGGGGAGAAUUACAGGUCUUGACCCUGCGGGCCCUUUAUUCAAUGGGAGACCUCCCCAGGACAGAUUAGACCCCAGCGAUGCGAAGUUCGUGGAUGUCAUCCACUCCGACACUGACGCACUGGGCUACAAGGAACCAUUAGGAAACAUAGACUUCUACCCAAAUGGAGGGUUGGAUCAACCUGGCUGUCCCAAAACCAUAUUUGGAGGCUCUCAGUAUUUCAAGUGUGAUCACCAGAGGUCUGUGUACCUGUACCUCGCCUCGCUGAGAGAGAGCUGUGCCAUCACCGCUUACCCGUGUGACUCCUACAGGGAUUACAGGAAUGGCAAGUGUGUCAACUGUGGCAUGCCACAAAAGGUGUCCUGUCCCCUGGUGGGCUAUUAUGCUGAUAACUGGAAAGAUUACUUGAGGGAGAAAGAUCCUCCAGUGACUACAGCAUUCUUUGACACGGCUGAGAAGGAACCAUUCUGCCUAUAUCAUUAUUUUGUGGACAUUUUAUCUUGGAACAAGAACAUAAGAAGGGGGUCCAUUAUAAUCAAACUGACAGACAAAGAUGGAAACACCACAGAAUCAAAAAUCAACCAUGAACCAGCCACAUUUCAGAAAUAUCAGCAAGUGAGUCUGCUGGCAAGAUUUAAUCAAGAUCUAGAUAAAGUGGCUGCUGUGUCCUUGGUGUUCUCUACAGGGUCUGUGAUAGGCCCAAAGUACAAGCUCAGGAUCCUCCGGAUGAAGCUCAGGUCCCUUGUCCAUCCAGAGAGGGCACAGUUGUGUCGGUAUGAUCUUGUCCUGAUGGAAAAUGUGGAGACAGUCUUCCAACCUAUUCUGUGCUCAAAGCUGCAGAUGUAGCUGCUGGCAGUGCUCAGAGGCAGUGGCAAUGUCUAGCAGACAGC
Molecule: messenger RNA, 1391 nt
Organism: Perognathus longimembris pacificus (Pacific pocket mouse)
Lineage: Eukaryota; Metazoa; Chordata; Mammalia; Rodentia; Heteromyidae
Gene: Liph
Product: lipase H
Exons: 10
Coding region: 22-1347 (441 amino acids)
Biological process (GO): lipid metabolic process
Molecular function (GO): carboxylic ester hydrolase activity; lipase activity
Source: RefSeq, a predicted model, not a curated record